AUGUGGGCAGUCUUUACUAGGUUUGGCCGCCCACCCGACUUUGUCACCCUGGUGCGCGCCCUGCAUGACGGAAUGGUGGGGAGAGUAUGCCAACAGAAAUACCUCUCGGACCCAUUCCCCAUUACUGGUGGCCUGAAGCAGGGGUGUGUUCUGGCACCAACGUGUUUCUCUCUCUACACAGCAGCAAUGCUAAAUGAGAUACCACCAGACACACCCUCAAUUGACCUCCGUUACAGCUUGGAUGGAGGAGUUUUCAACCUCGUUCGACUUCGUUCCAGAUCCAAGACUACCAUAUGUUCGGUACGGGAUCUGCAGUACGCUGACGACAAUGCCACCCCAGGUCAGACUGCAGAGGACCUCCAGGCAUUAGCGGACGCAUACAACACGGUCUAUGAACGAUUCGAAAUGCUCUCUCUCUCUGGAUCAGCCUCGCCUCGCCUAUCUACUAUCUGCUUCACAAUCGACUAUUUUAAUCUAUCUUUCUUUUUCUUUAUGACUCUUUCUUUCUUUCUUUCUUUCUUUCUUUCUUUCUUUCAGGCCUCCUCGCUGGCCACUCAUACGUAA
Acanthosepion pharaonis is the source of this 564-nucleotide messenger RNA. The record is from the annotation of a GenBank genome assembly. NCBI's taxonomy places the organism in Eukaryota, Metazoa, Mollusca, Cephalopoda, Sepiida, Sepiidae.